Entrophospora candida is the source of this 1780-nucleotide messenger RNA. NCBI's taxonomy places the organism in Eukaryota, Fungi, Glomeromycota, Glomeromycetes, Entrophosporales, Entrophosporaceae. The record is from the annotation of a GenBank genome assembly.
AUCUUAUGACACGAAUAGGUUUGUCAGCAGAAAAACAAAUAGAAAUACAAGAAGAAAAGCUUGAAAAGGAAGGAAUUGAAUUAGUAAGCGUCGAAGGACGAGAAUUAGCUAUAAAAAGAGGAAGAAAAAGACUAACCAGGGAAAUGGAAAAAUUUCAACAAAAAGAAAAAGAAAUAAUUAAAAUAAUAAAAGAAACACAAGAAAAAAUAUUAAAAAGAAAUAAUCGAAAAUUAGAAAAUUUAAUCAAAAGAAUUACAAAAAUUAACAAAGAAUUAGAUAAAAAAUUAAGAAUAUUAAAUUCAGAAAAUUAUAAAAAAGAAAUAUUUAUAAUUAAAAAACUACGAGAAAAGAAAAAUAUAAUUCAAAAAGAAAUAUCUAAAAUAUACAGUCAAAUUACUAGUCCUAUUAUCACUGAAGAGGAACAACAAAAAAUUCUAGAAAACUUCGAAGAAUAUCAGAAAAUUCUGAAAAAUAUUAAAAAACAAAAAGAAAAAGAGGAAAAAGAAAAAAUCCAAAUAGAAAUCAGUGAAUUGGAGAAGGAAAUAGAAGAAAAAGUUAAAAGAAAAAAUAAACUAGAAACAAGAUUAGGAAUGAUCACUAUAAAAGAACAUAAAAAAGAAAACCAUAUUUCACAAAGAUUAGGAGAAAUUAAUAGAAGACAACAAGAAAUGUUUUAUCCAGAAGAAAUUGAUCAACAAAAUUAUCGGGGAAUAACCCAACAAGAAAAAUUUUAUCCAGAAGAAGUUGACCAAAGAAAAGAAUUAUAUCCAGAGAAUAAGAGAUAUGAAAAAGAAUGGAAAGAAUUUAAAGAAAGAAAUCUUCAAGAAAAUAACAAAACUCGUUCGAUAGAAAGGAAAAGAAAUACUUGCUCAAAUUGUAAUAAAGAGGGACAUUACUUUCAAGACUGUCCAGAAGUAGAAUGUGAAAUAUGUAGAAAAAAGGGACACAUUAAAAGAUUUUGUCCAGAAAGGAUAUGUGGAAUUUGUGAUAGAAAAGGACAUUUAGAAAGGGAUUGUAAAAAUCAAAGAAUAAUUAAUGAUUUGGGAAGAGAAUUUUCAUUCAAAAAGAAUUUUGAAGAAGAUGGAUACCAACAAAAUAAUAUAGAAUAUCAUCAUGUUGCGGGACAUCAUUGCAGAUUAGAAAAUUGUAAAGAAGUACCAUAUGAAAAGGAUUUAAAAGAUCAUCACUCACACAAAAUCUGCAAUAAUUGUUACAAGAAUAUACAAAGGAAGGAAGAGAAAAAGUCAGAAUUUCUUCAAAAAAUAGAAAAAGAAAAAAUUAAAAGAAAAAAUCAAGAAUAUAAAGCAUUAGAAUUUGCUCAAGAAAUUACAAAAGGAUAUGAGAGAAAAAUAAAAAGCUAUUUAUUCAGGAAUAAAAACGUUACAAAUAAAAUCAUUGAGAAUGCUAGAAUAAAACAUUUUGAGUGGUUAAGUAUAACAGACCCAGAACAACAAAGGAAAUACAAAUAUCACUGUGAAAGGGAACAGUGUUCAAGACCCUUGAAAAAUUUACAUUAUAUGCAGAUCUUAGAUAGAAUUGUGUGCAGAUCAUGUGAAAAAAUAUUUGCAACACAGAUAUAUGAAGAAUACCUAGAAAAGAUAAAGAGGCUUAAUGAAAAAAUGAAAAGAAUAGACAAUCUCAAGAAAUUAGAAAAUGAAGAAACCAAAAAAUUGAGACAAAAAAUAAAAGAAUUAAAAAUCUUCAAAAAAGAAUAUCAGGAAGUCUUUGGGGAAGAAAUAUCUGAAGAUGAUUUUGAAUACCACUUUAAUAUCGAACUAAA